Lonchura striata (white-rumped munia) is the source of this 4526-nucleotide messenger RNA. NCBI's taxonomy places the organism in Eukaryota, Metazoa, Chordata, Aves, Passeriformes, Estrildidae. The record is from RefSeq and is a predicted model, not a curated record.
AUGCGACCGCCGCUUCUGCGAGUUCUGCCUCCGCACCCGCACCCUGCGUGUGGCCCGGGUCCCGGGGGAGGGUUCAUCCUGCAAAUCCCCCCCCGGCAUUUCUCCCAGGAGGGGCCCCUGCGAGCGGGGAGCUCCCCCCUCGCUGGAAACCCUCCUGGGAAGCGCGGCCCAGCCCUGGCCGGAGGCGAAUACCUGCGCGGGGCACGGCCUCCCCACGCUGGGUGCCAGCGGCCGGGCGCGGGGCCAGGCUGGGUGCGGAGGGACUGCGAGGUGCGUCCCGGCCGCCGGCCCCGCCGGGAUGGGCGCAGGAGGGCCGGGACGGGCCGGCGACACACGCCCCACACACGUGUCCGCCCGGAUCGGGCAUCCCGACGGAUGCCGCGGGGCACGGGAGCCGGGGAUCCCCCCACCGUGCCGGGGAGCCCCCACCGAACACGGGAGGAUGGAGCUGGGAGCGGGGGGGGGUUGAAGGCAGCAACACCCCCGAGCAUCGCCGUGCCUCAGUUUCCCAGCAGCGCUGCCCGGGCAGGCGUGGCCAGCGACGCGAGGAUGGGGGAGAGCCCGGCGCGGUGGAGAAGAGCCCCGGAGGCAGCGCAGGACGCGCGGGGGAUGGAGAGCAGCGCGAUGCUUUUACCCCGAAGCGCCGCUGCCGAGCUGGGACUCCCGGCCUACCCGGAGCCCGGCCAACUGAGCUACGGCAUGGAGAAAGGAUGUCCCUGGAGGGGCUCCGAGGGAUGUUUGGGACCCGUCCGGGAUCUCGCCGGUGGCCGCCUGGGCUGCCCCUACCCACCGGCCCCGCCGUGCCUGCGGGACGCCCUGUGCCGCCCCAAGGCCGGAGCCGAGCUCGCCGCGCUGCCGCCGCCCCGGAACGGGCAGCCCAAGGCGGGUUGGGGGGAGCCCUGCAAGGGGCACCCGGGGCCGCGCUGGGCCGAGGCCGUGCUGGCCCCGCUGGCGCUUUACAGCCACGCGUACCACCGCUACCCGCUGCCCGUAGCGGGGCCGGACGCGCCGCGCCCCGGCACCGCCGGCAAGCCCCGCAGCGCGGCGGGGGACGCGGCCGGAGACCCCCCGGCUUUCCGCCACUGCCCCUUCCUCGUGGAGGCCAAGCACAGCCCCUUCCUGCUGUCCUCGCUGCUGCCCACCGGACCCCCGGCCGAGCCGCCGUUCGGCGGGGCGGCGGCGGAGGGGCCGGGGGCGGUGGGUGACGGGCGCUUCCCCGGCCCGGACUGGCGUUUGGGUCCCUACGCGCCCGCCUGGGGACAGCCCCUCUACCUGGGCGUCCCGCCGAGGGGCAGGGCGGCUCCGGCCACCUUGGGGUGCUCCGGCUCGGGGAACAAGGAGUUUUACGCCAAGAAAGGACCCGGCUUGCACCCCUCGACCAAGAACCACGCGGCGCCGCAGCUGCUGGGCAAGAGCCGAGCAGGGCAGGACAGAGGCGGGGAGGGGGAGCCGGCGGUGCCGGGAGCCCCGUGGGGGGAUGGCCGGGCGGGGGGCAGCUCGGCGGUGCCCCCUCCCCAUCCCCGCACGCCUCCCCCCUGCUCCAACCACCCCCUGUUCCUCCCGCAGCCCUCCUCGGGGGGCUGCGGGGGGCUCUGGGUGGGCGCACCGCCCCGCGGCGCCGGUUUUUCCGUGGACACCGGGCCGGGCCGGCCCUCGGAACCCAAAAAUGAGCGCCUGGGCUACCGAAGCGCCCAGCCCGGCUCGCCCCCGGCAUGCGGGGAGCCCAACCCCUCGGCUCUGCUGGCGGCCGGGCGCUUCCCAGCGGCUCCGGCCAAGCCCGAGCCACCCCCGGGCUGUCUGUGCCGCACCCCGGGCUGCGAUGGGUGCCCGGGGGUGGGCUGCGGGGUGCCCAACCCCUUCGAGCCCACCCCGGGCACGGCCGGGGGGCGUUUCCCGUGCCCCCCCAGCAACCACACCAAGCUGAAGAAGACGUGGCUGACGCGGCACUCGGAGCAGUCGCUGCCUCGCUCCAAAGCUGCCCGGCGGGACGGGGGUCCCGAGCCCCCCGGGGAGGGCAAGCGCUCGGCCAAGCGGCCCCGCGGCACCCCCGACGGGCUCCGCUCUGCCGGCGAGGGCGCCGCGGCGGCCAAGAGGGGCACCGAGGCCACGGCGUGCCCGGGUGAUGGCGAGGAGGGCGCGGGGGACCCCGAGGAGAGGAGGAUGGAGCUGGGAGAUGAAGGGCCGCGGGGCCGUGCGGGGCCGCCGCGGUGCCUGCAGAGCCAGCCCUGCACGGCGCUGCCCCCCAACAUCCCGCGCUGCUGGACCUGCGCCCCCCGCGCCCGGGGGGACCCCCAGGGUGAGGAAGAUGAGGAGGAGCCCCCCGAGAGUGCCUGCAGGCUGCUGCUCUUCCGCAGGUGAGCCCGGGGACGUGUCGGGGGGCACACCAACGUGGGGAGCACCAACGUGGGGAGCACCAACAUGGAGAUCACCAAUGUGGGGAGCAGGAACAUGGGGAUCACCAACGUGGGGAGCACCAAUGUGGGGAGCAGGAACAUGGGGAGCACCAACGUGGGGAGCACCAAUGUGGGGAGCAGCCUCUGCCUGGCCAAGUACCUGCUGGGGGUCCUGGGGGACCCCUUCUGCGCCGCCGUCCGCAGGGACAGGGACGCGUGGGACGCGUGGGACGCGUGGCCGGGAGCCGCCGGGGGGCUGACGGGCUGGAGGCGGGGGGAAGGAGCCCCCCGGCUCUGUGACGCCUGCCAGCGCGGCUUCUUCAACUCGCACUGGAGCUGCGCCAGAUGUGGCUUCCAGCUGUGCCCCGAGUGCCACCGCAGCAGGCGGGAGGAGAGCGGCACUGAGGGUCCAGCGCUGCCCCUGGAGUGCACCCACGGGCGGGACCACCCCGUGUCACCGCUGGUCCCCACGCAGUUCGUCCCCACCGCUGUCCUGAGCCGGCUCUGGAAGCUCCUGCACGAGGUCAGGGUCAAGUUCGGCAUCGAGUCCCACUGUCCCUGCGGGGAGGGGGCUGCGGAGCAGAGCCCGGCGGAGCCCCCGCAGGAGCCGCCGGGGGUCGCGGAGCCCACCCCGCCCCUCCGCAGCCACGGCCCCGCCGACCCCACCCGGGUCUCCAAGGAAGGGAGCCCCGAGCGGGGGGCGCCGUCCCCGGGGCAGCCCCCGGAGCGGGGGGGUCCCGCGCAGGCCGCGACCCUCUGCGACCUGCUGGCGUCCACCGCCGUGAAGCUGUGCCUGGGGCAGCGCGGGGUGCGCAUGGCCUUCGCCCCGGUGGCACCGGCGCUGCCCAGCGACAACGGCCUGAGCAGCCUCCUGGACACCAUCAUCGCCCGCGUGGUGGAGAGGAAGAUGCAGGAGCGGCAGGGGGGGCCCGAGCCGAGCCCCCCCGGCUCCCCGCAGCCCCCCGCGUCCCCCCGCACCCUCACCCCCGGCGGGCUGCUCUGGCUGCGCCACCCCGGCCACGCCAGCGACUACGAAUUGUUCCAGGAGCACUGGAGGCAGGGCCAGCCCGUGCUGGUGUCAGGGCUGCAGAAGACGCUGGAGCCGCGGCUCUGGGAGCCCGAAUCCUUCCAGCCCUCGGGGCAGCAGGAGGAGGAGGAAGAGGAGAAGGAGGUGGAGGUGGAGGUGGUGAACCUGCGGGCACCGCCGAGCCGAGUCCGGAUCAGCAGCCGGGAGUUUUGGGGUGGCUUUGCCGCCAGCGCAGGUGAGGGGACAAAGAAUUUGUAUUUGUGGCAGAGAAAUUUGGCACGGAAUUCCUGUCUGUGGGGUUGUCAGAAUCUGUGGUAUUGAUGGUUCUGAGAUUAUAAAAAGUCUCUGUCUGUCAGCCCCCUGCCAAAGCUUUGUGGGGCAUCCGGGGUUUGGGGGGGCACAGGGCCGCCCCCGGCCGUGCCAAUCCCCCAUCCCCUUCCAGGUGUGCGUCCGCAGGAGCGGAAUUUUGGGACCAAAGCCCUGACGGUGGAAGCGCUGGACUCCAUCAGCAUCCUGGCACACGCCGCGCCGGUCCCGCGGGAGCCGCUCCUGGCAGCGGCCGAGGCCGAGCUGGAGGCGCCGCAGCGGGAGCGGCUCCGGGGCGGCGGCGGCCGCGGUGCCCUGUGGCACAUCUUCCGCGCCGAGGAUGCCGCCCGGAUCCGCGAUUUCCUGCGCCAGGCAGCCCCGGGGCCGGGGCAGGACGCGGCGGAGCCCCCCGGGCGUUACCUGGAGCCGGAGCUGCGGCGGCGGCUGCGGGACGAGUGCGGGGUGAGCGGCUGGAGCCUCCUGCAGCUCCCGGGGGACGCCGUGCUGGUGCCUGCCGGGGCUCCCCACCAGGUGCAGAGCCUCAGCGGCACCAUCAGCGUGGAGCAGCGAUUCCUGUCCCCGGAGAGCGCCGUGCGCCUCCGCCAGCUCGGUACCGGCCCCGCCGGGACCCCGCGGCACCUCCGUGCCCAGCUGGACCGGGUGAUCCUCACCGCCGUGCGGGAGGCCCUGGGGGUCCUGCGGGGCUGCCCGUGAGGGCACGGAGCGGCACCGGGACACCGGGAGCCCCCCCGGGCACGGAGCGGCACCGGGACACUGGCAUCCCCCCCGGGCACGGAGCG